Messenger RNA from Panicum hallii, 1084 nucleotides. RefSeq lists its product as uncharacterized. NCBI's taxonomy places the organism in Eukaryota, Viridiplantae, Streptophyta, Magnoliopsida, Poales, Poaceae. The coding region runs from base 59 to 871 and encodes 270 amino acids. The record is from RefSeq and is a predicted model, not a curated record. The transcript has 3 exons. Gene Ontology annotation, molecular function: nucleic acid binding.
AAAGUGACGCUGACUGGGCCUGUCCAAGAGGAAAGGGGAUAAAAAAACCAACAGCGAAAUGCCACUCCUGCUGCUACGGCCACCGGCGUGCGCCACCGCCACCGCAGCGGCGUCCGCGCCGGCGCCGGUCGCGUUCUCGCGGCCCCCGCCGUCCUCGCGGCUCCGCUGCUCCCACCUCCCCUCCGCGUUCCCGGGCCUGAGGAAGUACGGGCGCCGCCACCGCGAGCCCGUGGCGGCCCCCAGCUCCGAUGAAGACGAGGAGGAGGAGGAGGAGGACGGGGACUACGACGAGGACGAGGAAGGGAUGGAGAUGGAGGUAGACGAGGAGGAGUUCCUUGCGACGCGACCCAAGCCGGCGGGGUUUGGCGAGGGGAAGACGUACUCCACCGACAUCGAGGAGCAGCUCCUCCGGGAGAUGGGCCUCGGCGGGGCGCGGCGCGGAGGUGACGCGGCCUCGGCUAAGCGCCGGGAGGGGAACAGUCCCGGCAAAGAAACAGGCACAGAUCUCAAUGACAAUGGUGUUCAAAUUCGUGUUUGGAACCUCCCAAAAAAGAAAAACAUACACAAAGACCUGAAGCAAGCUUUCAAAGGGUUCCCUGGUCUUCUAUCUAUAGAUCCAGCAGUUUCCGCAAAUAAGAAAACUCGCGAUCCUAUCUGUAAGGGGUUUGCUUAUCUUAAACUGGAGUCUACAGAAGCUGCAACCAGAUUCGUUGAGAUAUACUCCCGUAAACCUGUGGCAUUUGGCAAGGUUGAGAAGCCAAUCAGUUGUUGCAUUGUCGAUGGGAACAGCUCUGUUGAGCCUUCAAAUAAAGUGUCCCAUGCGAUGUCUCAACCAAGGUUGAAGCGCCAAAAUUUGGUGGCGACAAGUUGAGUAGCACAUUGAUCUGUCAUCCAGUAGUCAUCCAUACUUCUAGAAGUCAAAAGUUUGCUGAAGGAGCUUUGGUACAUAGAUUAGAUAGUCCUCUGUAUCAGGUUAGAAUUGCUAAGAAAUGUGUCGAUUGAGCAAUUCGGUCCUGUUGCCCACGCUGAAACUAAUUUGCAUGAGAAAUGCCAAUCUGACUGAAAAAUACUCAGUGUUAUAUUA